UUUACUUUCUGUCAUUCAUUGAUCCUACUUUCGUUUUUGAAGCUUUUACUGGCAAUAGCACAUUAGUUGACUGGUGUCUUAGUAAAUUUUCACAAGACAUCAGAUCAAUGUCACGUAUCAUGCCAGAUUUUAUUCUAGUCUGUGAGUUAAGUUUAAAUCCCUAUAUGUUUUCCAUGCCAGAAUCUGUUGUGUCAUGUGUUUUCACGACUUGUUUAUCUUUCCAUGUAAUUUGAAUAAUCCCUCUUAUAAGUCACUAUUUACGUUGCAUAUCAAAUUAAUCCAUGUUUAUGAAUGUUUCUGCAAGAUAACUUUUCUAGAAACUUGUUAAAUCCUUCACAUUUUGAUAUUUUAUAUUUGACCUCGUUCUGUAUUGUGCAGAUCCGCCAUCUUGGAAUUGACUGUGAGCAGUUGCUACUAGCAACAGUCUGAGGCGGGCUAUUUGAAAUCGUAUUUAUUAUUGUUUAAACUAGCGUAUUUUUACGAAGAAUGAUGUUUAAUUCAAGAAAGAGAACCUUUGAGAUGAUGGAGGCUCAACAAAGGAGAGGUCGAUUGUACUCCUGUUUGCAUUGUAUUGGCAAUAAGGUUACGUAUGUGGCAGAGAGGUACCGUGUGAUGGACCAUAUCCAGAAGCAUCACCUUGCAUUAGACCAGGCGGCCUUUUAUUGUAACCUCUGCAUGUUCAGAUGCCUCACCAGAGACCAAUUAGAGAAACAUCUGACAGGCUACAAGCGUCAUGUGAUGAUGGCCAACACACCUGGCAUUGGUGACCAAAGGAGAUACUUGGUGGCGAAUCCAAGUCCCCGUAAGAUUACAGAGGGCGUUGAUUACAGACUGGCUAACCUAGAAGACCAAGUGGGUCAGCAGUUUAAACACGUUGACCCAUUUGAGGAGACUCCAACCCAGUCGCUUAGUGUGGCCAAGUCUCAGGACCUAGUUACAGUUAGGGUGACACCAGACGUCCUGGCCACACUGACUUCCAUGACGCCUAAGGCUCCAUCCACUGUCACUAAGGUAGGAGUGCCAGCAUCCACCUCAGAGCUCCCCAGGUAUGAUCCUUUGAGGCCUGGGCUCCAUGAUUUUGACGACCUGAGCGAUCUUCUCAGCAUGCCAACAUCUCGACAGUCUCACACCCAGUUAUCCAGUAGUGUGUAUGUCCCUACGCCGCAGAGCACUACCCUUUCUGUAGCCAAGCGGACACCUCUUCACACACCAGUGCUGCGUAAUGACGAGGAUGACCUUAACACACAGGUGCAACACCAGGCCAACAGGGAGGAGAACGUCCUUGAUCAAAUACUAGGUACCAGCACUCCCAUGACGUUCUCUCCUGUAGGAGCGGCAUCUGUCACAGAGGCAGAGAACCCCGUGAUACAGACCACCCGUGAGCAGGCGACCCAGACAAAACCACAUCAGGAAGAACUGGCCCAGAGGUACCAGCCCCUAACUGCAACUAUUGGUCACCUGGAAAAUACGCUCCAGGUAUCGUUGGGCAAGGUUACCUUCGCCAUGGAUUCAAACACCAGAGCAACUCGCCACUUAGGGCAGACCCUAGAAUCCAUGGCUGAAUCCCUUAGAACCCUUUCGAGGUCUAUGGAACGAUACGUUGAGGACACCAGAAGGUACAGACGUGAUGAGAGCGCAACAAGAUCCGAGAAGAGGCCCCGCACAGAGGACAAAGAGAACUCUCCCACUCUGAAGUCGGUAGUCAACAAGAAAAAGAAUAAUAAAAAUUAAUUUGUAAAACAUGUACUUUUAAUUAAUGUAAACUCUAAGAUGAAUUUUCAAAUUUAAGGUUUAAUGUUUUUGAAUUUAGACAUGCAGAUAUAUUAAGAUUUGAAUCAAUUUGUGAUGCAAAAGUAUUUCAUUAGUAAG
Ruditapes philippinarum (Manila clam) is the source of this 1869-nucleotide messenger RNA. RefSeq lists its product as uncharacterized. The coding region runs from base 487 to 1731 and encodes 414 amino acids. The transcript has 2 exons. NCBI's taxonomy places the organism in Eukaryota, Metazoa, Mollusca, Bivalvia, Venerida, Veneridae. The record is from RefSeq and is a predicted model, not a curated record.